GAGCGGCUGCUGGGCGAGCGAAGCGCUGUCCCGCCGGUGCGCCUGAAGCCGGAGAGACGCGCCUGGGCUUGGCUGGACGUUUCCUCGGGGAAAGCGGAGCGGAUUUCCACCGGAGCAGGGCCAACACAUAGUACAUCUCAAGUUCAUUUUCAUCAAAGAAGUGGAGAGUAAUGGGCAUUACUGAGUGGCUUAAUAUGGCAUUCGUUUUAUGGAAAUCUGUCUUGGACUACUAGCUCUCUUCUAUUUUAUUAUACAACAGCCAGUUUAAAAAAAAAUGUCAGAACUCAACCCUACAUCUGGAUUAAUAGGAAACAUGGAAAAUGGAACUUUUCUGGAACUGUACCCCACUUCUCUCUCGACAUCCAUGGAUUCAUCUUCGGGACGCAUGUCUAAUGUCUAUGUCUAUGUGUCAAUAUUUCUCAGCCUUCUUGCUUUUCUUCUCUUGCUAUUAAUAAUUGCCCUUCAAAGGCUGAAGAACAUCAUCUCUUCUAGUUCAUCCUAUCCAGAAUACACCAGUGAUGCUGGGAGCUCCUUCACUAACUUGGAAGUCUGUAGCAUUUCCUCUCAACACUCUGCUUUUUCAACCCUUUCUUCAUGAAAAAUAC
Anolis sagrei ordinatus is the source of this 605-nucleotide messenger RNA. RefSeq names its product serine rich and transmembrane domain containing 1 (gene SERTM1). Gene Ontology annotation, cellular component: intracellular membrane-bounded organelle. The record is from RefSeq and is a predicted model, not a curated record. Lineage: Eukaryota; Metazoa; Chordata; Lepidosauria; Squamata; Anolidae.